Molecule: messenger RNA, 1676 nt
Organism: Larimichthys crocea (large yellow croaker)
Lineage: Eukaryota; Metazoa; Chordata; Actinopteri; Sciaenidae
Gene: polr3d
Product: polymerase (RNA) III (DNA directed) polypeptide D
Exons: 9
Coding region: 159-1325 (388 amino acids)
Biological process (GO): tRNA transcription by RNA polymerase III
Cellular component (GO): RNA polymerase III complex
Molecular function (GO): DNA binding
Source: RefSeq, a predicted model, not a curated record
GCGCAGCUCUGAUGCGCGUGAACACACCGGCUGCUGACGCUGCGGUAGUGUCAUGGCGGUGCCGUGUCAGAGACCAGCACCGAUCAACUUCAUGUGAUGUCUGACACGAGUCUGGGAUCAACAUCUACCGAGGACACCCGAGCGAUCAUACCUUUAGGAUGGCAGAUUCAGGCUCAUCUGACCCCAGCGGUCAACGUGUGCCAACCCCCGGAGGCAGUGGGAGAGGACUGAUGAUUGGCCGCCGAGGAUCAUCAUCCGCCAUCUCUCCCGGCCGUCUCCCCUCGAUGCGAUCCAGAGACCUCACCCUGGGAGGAGUGAAGAAGAAAACAUUCACGCCCAACAUUAUCGGCCGAAAAGCCAAAGAAGAAACAAAAGUUGAGAGCGGGCCGAGGAGAGAGAGGAAGGAUGGAGAACGAGGUCGAGGUCGUGGAGAGAGAGGCCGAGGCCGGGGCCGUGGAGAGAUCAUCCAGUCUCACUCUAUUUUCGAACAGGGACCUGCAGAGAUGAUGGUUAAAAAGAAAGGUAUCUACGAGAGUGAGAAAGAGGCUCCGAGCGUGGGACCCUCACCCAUCAUCAACAUUAAAAAGGAAAAGCGAGAGACCGAAGAGGAGACCAAAGAGAUUCUCCGCAGUCUGGAGAGAGAUAAUUUUAUAGACGAUCCCUACCUGAGGAGUGAACAGAGGAGCUGCCCUGUCCAGCUUCCCCUCGCCGUGUCGGGAUGGGGAUUCAAGGAGGAAUUUAGCACCUCCGAUGUUAAAAUUGAGAAGGUAGAGGAGGAUGCUGAGCCCAUGGAGGCUACAGUUGAAGUGAAACAAGAACCGGUGGAAACUGAAAUAAAGAAGAUGGAGUCAACCUACAAGCCUCCUCCUCUCCCCGAGCCUGAAGUUCUGCCUGAUCUGCUGCACAGGUGGAGUCUGGGCAAAGGCGAAGAGCUGUUCUUCAUGCAGCUGCCCGACUCGCUGCCCGGCCAGCCCCCGACCACAGAGCACAGACCGGUGAAAACGGAGGUUCAGUCAGAGGACGGACAGUCUGUGCUACUGAAAACAGAGUCUCAGGAAGAGGAAGCUGAAGAGAGCACCUGCAAUCUGAAAGACCUGCGGGAGGGUCUCGUGGGAAAGAUGCUGGUGAGGAAGUCCGGCCGUGUACAGCUCAUACUGGGACACGUGACGCUUGAUGUGUCUCUUGGAGCAUCGUGCGCUUUCCUUCAGGAGCUGGUCUCUAUUGGUACAGAGGGAAGAACGGGUGACUUGUCUGUAUUGGGGAACAUCAAACACAAAAUGGUUUGCUCACCAGAUUUUGAAGCUCUGCUGGAGAGUAAUGCAUAAUUCUCACCAGAGCAGUGGAGGACAACACGCGCCUCCUCGAGUCUGACUGGUCGAUGCACUUCGUGGUGGGUCACUAUGGAUCAUCCCUGUGCCUGGAACCUCACAUCCAAUGGCUGAUGAUUGUGCUUACUUUGUUUUCAGAGUUGCUCUAAUAACAUAUCGAAGUACACUAUCUAUAAAUAUGAAACACAGUUUUCCUCCUGCGGGAAUAGGCAUAUUAAUUCAGGGUACAAAGGUUGAGUGGUGUGCCAUAUUUCAGUAUGUUUUCUUUUCUCAAGAUCUGAAAUUACUUGACAAAACUGUACAUGUAUGUAAAUGUGUGAAUAAAAAAUAGCUUUUGUUAUUCCAGUA